CGCGAUUGGUCAGGCAACAGCACCGGAUUGCGGUUGGAGACGGCCCUGGGAAGGCUAUAUCUUGUCGUGUCACCUCCGUUAAUUCUAUUGCCUCCCAGCUAUUCAUCUGAGCUGAAAAGAGGGACACAAUGCCUGAUAUUCGAUCAUUCUUCGCGCCAAAGGGUGGUGCCCACCCCAAGCCCGUGGCCGCCAAACCAGAGCCUCCGGCAGCCAAAAGCAAGCGAGGAAAGGGUCGCAAAGUUGUUGAAGAUAGCGAUGAUGAAGCUGUAGAAGAAAAGAAACCUGCACCAAAACCGGCGGCGAAGAAAAAGGAGACGGAGCCUAAAGGUGUAGCAAUAUCCGCCGACGACUACUUUGCUUCUUCGAAAGAUUCUAAAGCGGUCAAGGCAUCUCAGUCGCCCAAGAAGAAUAACAGCAAAGCCAUUAUCGAGACUGAAGUACCCGUCAGAUUAAGCCCACGGAAGAAAACCGUCGCAAAAUCGGCUGCUCCAGAGGAUGAGGAGGUAGCUCCUCGAUCGAAAAGGGCCAGAACCUCGUAUACGGCCCUUCCUGUCGACGAUGAUAACGACGUAUAUAUGGAUGACGGAGAUGAGGAUGGAGAUGACAUCUUUGCUGCUGACGCUAAGGGCCGUAAUAAGCGCAAAAACGACGAUUAUGAAGAGGAAGAAUCAGAAGAAGAAGUACUCCCACAAUCCAAACGACUUGCUACACGAGGGCGACCUGCUUCUGGCAAGAACACUGAAGAGAAGCCAGCACCCAAGGCUGCAUCAGCCAGCAAGAAGCGAAAGUCACCAGAGCAGGAAUCAGAUGACGAAGAAGAAGAGCUGCCGAGGAAGAAGCCUGCAGCUGCGAGCAAACCACGCGCACCAAGGGUCAAGAAAGCAGACGAACCCGAAGACGAGGAAAUCCAGAACAUUCUCGAUAGCGUAGCUACUGUUAGAGCGCCAACGCCGCCGCCCAAAGAUCCCAAUGCGAAAUUCGACUGGAGAAAAGCCGCCUCAGGGGGUGGCAAUGCUGCAGCUGCACCGUCCCUUCCAGCCGGCGAACUUCCAGAAGGCGAAGAAGAGUGCCUCAGCGGAUUGACUUUCGUCUUCACUGGCGUGUUGCAAACCAUUGGCCGCGAUGAAGCUCAGGCACUAGUCAAGCGAUAUGGUGGCAAAGUUACUGGCCAGCCCAGUAGCAAAACAAGCUUCGUCGUGCUUGGAGGAGAUGCUGGGCCCUCCAAGCUAGCCAAGAUCAAGGCAAACGGCAUCAAGACAAUUGAUGAGAAUGGCCUCUUUGACCUGAUUCGCAAGCUUCCAGCGUUUGGAGGGACCGGCAAGGGUGCUCAGAAGGCGCAAGAAAAGAAGAAGGCAGAAGAGGAAAAGGUGAAGAAGCAGGUUGCUGAGAUGGAGGCAGAAGAAAAGGCAAAGAAGCUGGAAGCCGAGAAAGCAGCGAAGAAAUUGGCUGCAUCCCGAGGGCCAACAAGCAGUGCACCCGCUGAGCCUGCAAGGGCACCAGAUGUGCUUCUUACGUCUAAAUACGCGCCGACGCAACUGAACCACAUAUGCGGCAACAAGGCACAGGUUGAAAAGAUCCAAAAUUGGCUUCGAAACUGGCCAAAGUCUAAGAAGUACAACUUUCAGCGGCGUGGCGCCGAUGGUAUGGGAGGGGAGCGCGCCAUCAUCAUCUCUGGCCCUCCUGGUAUUGGAAAGACUACAGCAGCACACCUGGCGGCCAAGCUCGAAGGCUACGAUGUAUUGGAGAGCAAUGCUAGUGACACACGUAGCAAGAAGCUGGUGGAAGCUGGUGUAAGCGACGUUAUGAACAACACGUCCCUGCUGGGAUUUUUUGCCGGAGACGGAAAAUCUGUGGAUGCCACCAAGAAGAAGAUUGUGCUCAUCAUGGACGAAGUUGAUGGCAUGUCGGCUGGUGAUCGCGGAGGAGUUGGCGCCCUGGCUAAGUUCUGCAGGAAAACGGAGGUGCCGUUGAUCCUGAUCUGCAACGAGCGAAAACUGCCAAAGAUGAAGCCUUUCGACCACGCUGCGUUUGAUAUAAGAUUCAACCGUCCGACGGUCGACCAAGUCCGCUCCCGAAUCAUGACAAUUUGCCAUCGAGAAGGCCUGAAACUGCCCCCUCCAGUUGUUGAUGCUCUCAUUGAGGGAAGUAACAAAGAUAUUCGCCAGAUUAUCAACAUGAUUUCCACAGCAAAGCUUGACCAGUCUUCCAUGAGCUUUGACCAAACCAAGGCCAUGUCAAAAGCAUGGGAAAAACAUGUUGUCUUGAAGCCUUGGGACAUCUGCCAGAAGAUGCUUGGCGGUGGACUGUUUGCACCAGCAAGCAAAGCGACGCUCAAUGACAAAAUUGAGCUUUAUUUCAAUGACCACGAGUUCAGUUUCCUCAUGAUCCAGGAGAAUUACCUUCGCACCAAGCCCAUGGCCAUGAGCGGCUCAGGAUACAGUGGCCGAGAAGCUACUUUGAAGGCGCUUGAGCUCUUUGAUCAAGCAGCAGAAAGCAUUAGCGACGGCGACCUGGUGGAUCGCAUGAUUCACGGACCACAGCAACACUGGAGUCUGAUGCCUACACACGCCGUUUUCAGUACUGUGCGCCCUGCCAGCUUCAUUGCUGGCCAGCUAAUGGGAUCUAACUUUACCUCUUGGCUUGGAAAUAACAGUAAAGCUGGAAAACUGGGCCGAUAUAUUCGAGAAAUUCACUCUCACAUGCGGCUCAAGUCAUCAGGAGACCACAACGAAGUUCGACAAGAGUAUUUGCCCCUCCUGUGGUCCCAAACAGUUGAUCGACUACAGAAGGAAGGGAAUGAAGCUGUGGGAGAAGUAAUCGACCUGAUGGACAGCUACUAUCUCACUCGCGAUGACUUUGAUGCAAUUCAAGAGCUAGGGCUUGGUCCCAUGAGUGACGAGAAUGUCAACAUCGAAACCAAGACAAAGGCUGCUUUCACUCGAAUAUACAAUGGCAUGAACCACCCGUUGCCAUUCAUCAAGGCCACCAAUGUUUUAGCACCGAAGGCGGUGACUAAAGAAGCACCAGACCUUGAAGAAGCUAUCGAGGAGGAGGAUGACGCCGAGCUGCUGGAGGCGCCAGAUGUUGACGAGGACGACGAAAUCGACCUCAAGAAGGAUAAAUAUAUCAAACAACCCAAGGCCAAGAAGCCAGCAAAAAAGGCGGCGAAAGUCGACACUGGAGAUGAUGACGACACUGCAGACUCCAAGCCAAAAGGUCGUUCCAAGGCCAAGGCAUCCGCAGCAAAAGGAAAAGCAAAGAAAUAACUGCUGCACAUCACCUUUCAAUGUAUGACUUAUUAUGACGAACAGGAUUGGAGCUACCUACCUUGGAGGCUACUGUAUAAUGUUGACUGGUGGUUGUCAAAUGUAAAAAGAGAGAAAACAAGAAUUGGACGCGGUACAGCUUGCUUUUAUGUCAUUGCAGCAUUGAAUUUAUGACUAUUAAUGUUAGAGAUGGAUGGCUGGUGGAUUUCUUCAUGGCGGAGUGGCAGUGCUAGAUAAAAUCAUGGCAAAUCAUUUCACAAACAG
This is a messenger RNA of Trichoderma virens Gv29-8, 3530 nucleotides long. RefSeq lists its product as uncharacterized. The record is from RefSeq and is a predicted model, not a curated record. The transcript is spliced from 5 exons. Bases 129 to 3266 code for a protein of 1045 amino acids. Lineage: Eukaryota; Fungi; Ascomycota; Sordariomycetes; Hypocreales; Hypocreaceae. Gene Ontology annotation, cellular component: DNA replication factor C complex; nucleus. Gene Ontology annotation, molecular function: ATP binding; ATP hydrolysis activity; DNA binding. Gene Ontology annotation, biological process: DNA repair; DNA replication.